Messenger RNA from Penicillium waksmanii, 909 nucleotides. RefSeq names its product pirin family protein. The record is from RefSeq and is a predicted model, not a curated record. The transcript has a single exon. Bases 1 to 909 code for a protein of 302 amino acids. NCBI's taxonomy places the organism in Eukaryota, Fungi, Ascomycota, Eurotiomycetes, Eurotiales, Aspergillaceae.
AUGUCCGCAGCCCGCGCCAUCCGCCAAGUCUUCCUUGCCAUCGAGCAAGCCGAAGGAGCAGGUGCCCGUGUCCGCCGCUCAAUCGGGACCCCCAAGCUGCGCAACUUCAGCCCCUUCCUGAUGCUAGACCACUUCACCAUCGGAAAGGGCGCCGGUUUCCCAGACCACCCGCACCGCGGCCAGGAAACAAUCACCUACCUACUAUCCGGCGGCGUCGAUCACGAAGAUUUCGCCGGUAACAAGGGUACAAUCGGACCGGGCGAUUUACAAUUCAUGACAGCGGGCCGAGGAAUCAUGCACGCGGAAAUGCCGCACGAGAACGAAGACGGUAGUCCGAAUGUCGGCAUGCAGCUCUGGGUCGAUCUACCGAAGGAACUAAAGAUGUGCGAGCCUCGGUAUCGGGAUCUGCGCAGUUCUGAAAUUCCCGUCGCGAGUGUUGACGAGGGCCGCGUUACUGUUAAGGUUAUUUCAGGCCAGUCGCAUGGCAUUGACUCAGUUCGGGAUUUGGCUUAUACACCUGUUUGGUUGCUUGAUGUGACUAUUCGCCCCGGUGGACGGAUUUCGCAGGCUUUGCCGAAGGGGUGGAAUACGUUUGCUUACACAUUGGAAGGGGAUGCGGUUUUUGGAUCGAGUGAUUCUACGCAGCAUGUGAAGCAGUUUCAUAAUGUUGUUUUUGAACAGGAGGGAGAUUUUGUUGAGGCUUCUGUUCCUGAUAAUGCGGAGACUGGGGCAAGGUUUAUUAUUGUUUCUGGUCAGCCUCUUGAUCAGAAGGUUGUUCAGUAUGGUCCUUUUGUGCUGAAUAGUCAGGAAGAGGUUUAUCAGGCUAUGGUUGAUUUCCAGAGUGCGACGAAUGGCUUUGAGAAGUCGCGGAACUGGCAGAGUGAGAUUGGGAAGCGGAUGGCUCACUAG